Messenger RNA from Anolis sagrei ordinatus, 3211 nucleotides. Its product is annotated as membrane-spanning 4-domains subfamily A member 15-like. NCBI's taxonomy places the organism in Eukaryota, Metazoa, Chordata, Lepidosauria, Squamata, Anolidae. The record is from RefSeq and is a predicted model, not a curated record. Gene Ontology annotation, cellular component: membrane.
UUCCUCGGCUGGAGCUUUGGGGAGAGAGGGAGGAGCUACUUUGUUUUCGCCUCCGGACGCUGGAGCUUCCCCGCCAAACCCACCCGUUCAGACUGGAAAGGACUUGGCCGGCGAAAUGUCUUCUACUGUGACAGAUUGUGGAAAUGUAAGGAUCAUCACACAGGUCAUCCCACAGACGGGUCCGCAGUCAGCAGAGGCUCCUCCUGUCACAAUGCUUGGGUCAACUUCGUCACAAAUGAUAUCACCCGAGCCGAAAAAGCUCAAGAAUAUACAACCAAAAGCACUUGGAGCGGUACUGAUUGUUCUGGGGGCUACACAGAUAAGCUUUGGCAUUCUCCUGACUGUAGUGCAGCAUAAUUUUGAGAGCCUCACCGUGAAAAGUGGUGUCUACUUCUGGAUUGGGAUCUUGUUACUGUUUGCUGGGUCAUUGCUUGUGGAAAUGGAGAAAAGAGAACAUAUUUGGCUGGUGAAAGCAGUUCUCAUCGCCAACUUCCUCGUCAUUCUUUCUGCCCUGAUUGCAACAGUCCUCCAUGCUGUAGAAAUUGCACAAGAGAAAAGGAUUUCAACUGUAUGCAAUGUUUAUGGGUAUUGCCGUUCUAACACGAAUCUGGCAUAUGGGCUCAAUGGGGCCUUUAUCAUCCUUUCAUUCCUUGAAAUAUCCAUAGCGGUCACUGCCGUGGUGACUGCAUUCAGAGCCACAAGACAGGAGGUCUAUCAGUGGAUGAAACUGUAAUUCCUUUCACACCACCUGUUGUAGUAUUGAGCAUCAACAUUAUUUCUUUGCUGGAUGCUAAGUGGCUGGGAACGCCUCUCCAUCUUUCCAAGGCAGAACACAGUCAUGAAAAGAAGUCUCCUCUAAAUUCUGAUGGCUUUUUGCAUUGUAUGCCCCUCUCUUUAGAAAACAAACUCAGGAUUUGCCUGUGAAGGAGGGAAGGAAUCAACAAGCUCUUCCUAAAAUUGACAUGUUAGAUUGGAACUCAAAAUCUGUGUGAAAGUUUUUUUUUAAUGUCUAGCAAAUGACCAUACAUUUGAGAGUGGGGGUUGUGAGUUUGUUGAAGUAGUUGUUUAAUUAUCAUGCAGCAAAUCACUUGGUAAAUAUUUCCUGUGAAGCCCUGUCACAAAAAACCCUCUUUAUCAAAACCUCAACCAUUUUGUUUCAGAGGGUCCUUCCACACAGCCAUAUUACCCAGAAUCUCAAGGCAGAAAAUUCCACAAUAUCUGCUUUGAACUGUGUUAUCUGAGUCCACGCUGCCAUAUAUUCCUGUUCAAAGCAGAUGUGGAAUUUUAUUCACUUGUGUGUAAAGGGUCAGAGAAGAAAAAGAAAUAUAUCUUUAUCUACCUUCCAUUCUGUAGCUUGCACUAACAUUUUAAGGCUGCAGUGGUGUAUAUACUUGUUUCUGAAGAAGCUACUGAAUUUAAUAAAAUUUAUUUCUAAGUAGAUAUCUGUACUAUUUCCCAUUAAGGCUAAAAUCUUAUGCAAGAACAGUGCUUUGAUUUUCCUGCCUGGCAGAAUGAGGUUGGACUGGAUGGCCGUCUUCCAAUUUUUUGAUCCUAUGAUUCUAUGAAAUGCCACUGACUGCAAUGGAGCUUAUUUCUGAACAGCCAUGCAUAGGAUCAGGCAAUGAAGGAAAGAGUACUGAACCAUUCCCUUCUCUGAGUAGAGUGGCAAAAGACUCAUUAAGUCAUUCAGUUCAGUGACUGAGCCAUUUAACAUUUGUACCGUCCUGACUGGUUAGUGCUGCUCUAUGGUUUGCUUUCUGGAGGCAGGAGAAAUAAAACAUUAGUGCACAGUUUAUACACUUCACAAAUGAAGAGAUAAGACUUUUCCUCUGAGACUUUCCUAAAUAUAUCUCCUUGAUAUGCCAGUUUUGUAUGUGCAAGAUCUCUUUCAGCUCAGGGAAAAUGCAGGCAUGCCAUCUGCUCCAUCUCACUGCCUACAUCCUGAAUAACACACACUAGGAAAAACGUUGUGGCAGUCUUUGUAUUCACACACACUUAAUUCCCAUAGACCCCUGACUGGCUGUGCUGGCUGAGGGAUAGGAGUUAUAUAGACUGGCACAUAAAGAGAGAAGGCAAUUUCUACUAGAUGUGGAAAUUAGUCAGGCAUUACACUUACAGUAGCAUUUAUACUGUAGAAUUAAUGCAGUUUGACAACACUUUAACUGCUGUGGCUGGAUGCUAUGGAAUCAUGGAAGCUGUGAUUUCUGAAGGUCUUUGACCUUUUCUGCCAAAGAGUGACUGGUGCCUCGCCAAACUACAAAACCCAGGAAUCCAUAGCAUUAAAUCCUGGCAGUGAAAGUGGUGUCAAACUGUGUUCAUUCUCUGUGUGAUGAAUCCUAUAUCUGAUUCUUUUUUUCUAUAAUUUCAGUGAAAAUUCAGUAUUUUGUUUCUCCUUAUGAUACAUUUUAAGUCCAACACACCUGGAGGGCCCAAGUUUGCCCGUGCCUGCUCGAAAGGAAACCAUCAAGAUAUCAAGAACCUUUGCACUUACAAUGUACAAAUAAUAAAACCAUACUACUGCAUACAUUUGAAUUAUGUAUAGAAAUGAGCACUUAGCCUAAGCCUCUGCACUAAUAUUGCCCUGAAGAAUGCAUUGCUGGCAUUAUGUGUUUAUAUUUGGAUCUAGACCAAGCCAAUUUCCAAAUAUGUUUAAAUUGUAUUUUGGGGUUCGGUUUUUAAGAGUAUCUAAUAUGAAUAGCACUUCCCUCCUAUUUGUCUUCUGCAUUUGUAUUAGUGUUUAAAGUCCUCUUCCCCAAAAAUAAAUGGAACUUGUUUUUUUCUAUGUGUUUCUCUUUGUACAUUCAUAUGUAGAAAGAGACACUUCAAGCAUGGGAGUUGUGAUUUUACAAGGCCUUUAGCCUUCUCGGCUGGGAGUGCAGGUGCCUUAACAAACGACAACCCCCAUCUUUCCAUAGCAUUGAGCCAGGCCAGUUAAAGUGGUGUCAAAUUGCAUUCCUUCCUCAGUAUGGAUGCAGCCGAUGUUCUACCCCGGCAGAACCCUUGAGAGGGCAGAUAGUAAAUAUAAAGCUUUACAUUGUUUUAAAAUGUAUUUUCAUAUUUUAUAUUCCAUGACACAAAGGUUUUAUUUUUAUAUUCACAUUGUAAGCAUUUGUUUUAUGUUUAUUGUAUCAUGUUUGCUAUUAGCGGCCUUGAGUCCCUGUAUUGGGAGAAAGAAAGCCAAGAUAAAAAUAAAGCAAGACAAUAAAUACAA